This is a messenger RNA of Artibeus jamaicensis (Jamaican fruit-eating bat), 1252 nucleotides long. RefSeq names its product NADH:ubiquinone oxidoreductase complex assembly factor 5 (gene NDUFAF5). Gene Ontology annotation, molecular function: S-adenosylmethionine-dependent methyltransferase activity. Lineage: Eukaryota; Metazoa; Chordata; Mammalia; Chiroptera; Phyllostomidae. Gene Ontology annotation, cellular component: mitochondrion. Gene Ontology annotation, biological process: mitochondrial respiratory chain complex I assembly. The record is from RefSeq and is a predicted model, not a curated record.
CCAAACUCCUUCCGCUUUCUCCUGGCUGAGAACUUGAGCAGUCGCCGAAUCCACGGCGGCGCAUGCGCACGGUAGGUAGACCGUCCAGAGGCUUCUGAAAAGAUGCUGUUGGCUAGGCUGUGGCUUGAGUGGCGCGGACCUCAGGCGGCGAGGGUCUUGGGUAAGAACCUUGGAGUCAGAAAGGUUACCUCUGGCAUCUCUUCGCCGGGCAGCGCGUCGUCCAGAGCCCUAAAUAUUUUCGACCGGGGUUUGAAGAGGAAGCAGAAGAACUGGGCGGCCCGGCAGCCCGACCCUACGAAGUUUGACUAUGUGAGGGAGGAGGUUGGCAGCAGGAUUGCAGACCGUGUAUAUGAUAUAGCCAGGGAUUUUCCCCUUGCUUUGGAUGUCGGUUGUGGAAGAGGUUAUAUAGCACAAUAUUUGAAUAAGGAAACUGUUGGAAAGUUUUUCCAAGCAGACAUAGCAGAAAAUACUUUGAAAAAUACCUUAGAAACGGAAAUUCCUACUGUCACUGUUUUAGCUGAUGAAGAAUUCCUUCCUUUCAGAGAAAAUACAUUUGACCUGGUGGUUAGCAGUUUAAGUUUGCACUGGGUGAAUGACCUUCCUGGAGCACUUGAACAGAUUCAUUAUGUUUUAAAACCAGAUGGCGUUUUUAUUGGUGCAAUGUUUGGAGGCGACACUCUCUAUGAACUUCGGUGUUCACUACAGUUAGCAGAAACGGAGAGGGAAGGAGGAUUUUCUCCACACGUGUCUCCUUUCACUGCUGUCAAUGACCUAGGACAUUUGCUGGGGAGAGCUGGCUUUAAUACACUGACUGUGGAUACUGAUGAAAUUCAAGUUAACUAUCCUGGAAUGUUUGAAUUAAUGGAAGAUUUACAAGAAAAAUGUCGAUUUUACACAGCAAGUUGUGUAAUAUCAGCAGUGAGUGCACGAAAAGUUGUGGAGGCUUUCACAGUAGUUUUAAGUGUAUUUUUAGGUAUGGGUGAGAGCAACUGCGCGUGGAAUAGAAAAGCUCUCCUGCACCGGGACACGAUGCUGGCAGCUGCAGCUGUGUACAGAGAAAUGUACAGAAAUGAGGAUGGUUCGGUACCUGCCACAUAUCAGAUCUAUUACAUGAUAGGAUGGAAAUAUCAUGAUUCACAGGCAAGACCGGCUGAAAGAGGUUCUGCAACUGUGUCAUUUGGAGAGCUAGGAAAAAUAAACAAUCUUAUGUCACAGGGGAAAAAAUCACAAUAAAUAUUUUAUUCAUUGUUAA